Messenger RNA from Paramacrobiotus metropolitanus, 1078 nucleotides. Its product is annotated as probable hydrolase YcaC. The transcript has 2 exons. The record is from RefSeq and is a predicted model, not a curated record. Bases 133 to 888 code for a protein of 251 amino acids. Lineage: Eukaryota; Metazoa; Tardigrada; Eutardigrada; Parachela; Macrobiotidae.
UGAAGCAGUCAAAUAACAAACACAUUCGCACAUAAUAAACAUGGACUAAUGGAGAUAAAAAGCCGUGAUACAGUCUUUCAUCUUAUUAAGACAUUACAAUAGCAGUUUUCUUGUUUGGUCGAAUCCACCACAAUGUCGCGGCUAUUGUAUCUCUUCUUUGUUGGACUAACCAUCCUUUUCCUAACUGGAUUCACGCGCGGACAAAGUUACGGGCAAAGCUCCGGUCCUUCUCAAAGCUGUUCCACAUCAUGUCCGAUUGUAUAUCCUCGCGUUAAUGCUUCGGACUCCGUUAUGCUGUUUAUUGACUAUCAGACCGGCACACUGUACUUCGCCCGCAAUGUUCCCCGCUCGCAGAUAUUGGGCAAUAUGAAAUACCUGGCUUACUUGGCCAAAAUCCUCAACAUCCCCACGGUGAUGACCACCAGCCUGGAGGACCAGUUCGACGGACCCGUCGUGGACGAUCUGCAGCAGCUGCUCCCUGACUCGUACGCCAGCCGCGUCAAACGCCUGGGAACCAUCAACCCGUGGGAUGAACCGGCGUUCAAAGCGGCCGUGAUGAAAGCCGCCGGGGGCCGGAAGACGGCCAUCGUGUCCGGCCUGACCAGCGACGUCUGCGUGGCCAACCCGGCCAUCUCCAUUCAGCAGGACGGGUUCAACGUCAUCGUCGUGCAGGAUGCCAGCGGCGCGCCCAAUCAGCAGGCGGACGACAACGCCCGCCGCCGCUGGGAGAAAGCCGGUGUCAAGACGUACACGGCCGGAAUGUUGAUUACGGAGAUGGCCAACAACUGGCAGACACCCGAUGGGGCGCAAGUGCUGCAGCAUCUCAUUAUUGAACAGUAUAUUCCCACGCUGAAUACCACGUAUCCUUGGAAGGAAGGCUUCAACUGAUCACGAUAACAUAUGAUUAUGUAAUUAUAUGUUUUUGAAUACUAGACUUGGUAUGAACACCACGAUGCGCAUAUACUGUAUCUUGGACAAGCAGGAAAAUUUCGUUCUGUUAAUUUCCCCGCUUUUGAUACGAGUGCAUAAUCUGACUAAACAGUAAAUCUCGAAUGGUUUCGGUAAUUGUUGAAUCCCU